Molecule: messenger RNA, 1323 nt
Organism: Chaetomium globosum CBS 148.51
Lineage: Eukaryota; Fungi; Ascomycota; Sordariomycetes; Sordariales; Chaetomiaceae
Exons: 7
Coding region: 1-1323 (440 amino acids)
Biological process (GO): protein dephosphorylation
Molecular function (GO): protein serine/threonine phosphatase activity; cation binding
Source: RefSeq, a predicted model, not a curated record
AUGGGCCAGACACUCUCUGAGCCCGUUGUCGAGAAGACAUCGGCGAAUGGCGGCGAUAAACGGCUUUUUUACGGCCUGUCGGCCAUGCAGGGCUGGCGCAUAAGCAUGGAGGAUGCACACACGGCGGAACUCGACCUGCUUGAGGACAACCCGAAGGCCGCCAAAGAGCAUGCCUCCCAACUUUCCUUCUUCGGCGUCUACGACGGUCAUGGCGGCAGCAACGUUGCGCUUUUCGCCGGCGAUAAUAUCCACCGCAUUGUUGCGAAGCAAGACACGUUCAAGGCGGGCAACUACGAACAAGCUCUAAAGGACGGUUUCCUGGCGACAGACAGAGCCAUUCUCAACGACCCCAAGUACGAAGAUGAAGUCUCAGGCUGCACAGCUUGCGUCGGACUGAUCACCGACGACAAAAUCUACAUUGCAAAUGCCGGCGACUCCAGAAGCGUGCUGGGCGUCAAGGGCCGAGCGAAACCCUUGUCAUUCGACCACAAGCCACAAAAUGAAGGCGAGAAGGCACGGAUCACAGCUGCGGGCGGAUUUGUCGACUUCGGCCGCGUGAACGGAAACCUCGCUCUGUCGAGAGCGAUCGGUGAUUUCGAAUUUAAGAAGAGUGCCGAGCUGGCACCCGAGCAACAAAUCGUCACAGCCUAUCCCGAUGUUGUGGUCCACGAAAUCAGUGACGACGACGAGUUUCUCGUUGUUGCUUGCGAUGGUAUCUGGGAUUGCCAGUCGUCUCAAGCCGUGAUCGAGUUUGUCAGGCGUGGGGUUGCCGCCAAGCAAGACUUGGACAAGAUCUGCGAAAACAUGAUGGACAAUUGUUUAGCGUCCAACUCGGAAACGGGCGGCGUGGGUUGUGAUAACAUGACCAUGAUCAUCAUUGGAUUCCUCAGGGGCCGGACCAAGGAGGAGUGGUACGAGGAGAUAGCCAAACGGGUUGCUAAUGGAGAUGGCCCUUGUGCUCCUCCCGAAUAUGCCGAAUUCCGGGGCCCGGGUGUGCACCACGGUUUCGACGAGAGCGACAGCGCUUACGACGUGGAGGACCAAAAACAGGGCAAGAGCUUUGGAAUUGGCGGCUAUAGGGGGCGCGUCAUUUUCCUCGGCGACGGCACCGAGGUUCUGACCGAUUCGGACGACGCUGAGAUGUUUGACAACUCGGAGGAAGAUAACGACCUCGUCAGCCAGGUCUCCAAGGGCACAUCUAAGGAGAGUGACUCAGAGGAGAAGGCGGCGGACGCUAAUUCGUCGACGCCGCCGCAACAGCAGUCGGAAACCAAGGCGGCCGGGGACAGCAAGGCCAACGAGAAGAAGAACGGAGAUGCAUGA